AAUGUUGUUGGUGUAGUAGUAUUUAGUGUUGCUGCGGGAGGAAGAGCAAAUAAAAAAGAGACAAAAAAACACAUAAUUUCGUACAAAUAAUUACAAAGCAAUCGCAAGUGACGCCAUUUUUUACAUAAAUCAUAUAAUUAUAUUCAGAUUUUACAAAGAACAAUAGACUCGGAAAGAAAAUCCAUAUUCUGGAAUCCCAAAAUAGUGUGUGUGUAUGCUAAACAGUGUAUUGAAUUCUAUUAUUUUUGUGAAUUGUCGACGCAUUUACGAACUUUGAAUUCCUUCGUUUUUUAAUGAGUUUAAUCAAUUUCCUCAAUCCCAAAUUAAAACCCACGGUUGAGUGCGAUGCCGUCUGUGAAGAUGGCUAUGGGGUAUCCAACCUUAUUGCCGACGAUGCUGAACAGCUGCAGCGUGGCUUUAUGGCCUUCUCGGUGAGCAAACCACCGAUUGAGAUUGUCUUUGAAUUUCCCAAGGCCAUCGACUUGAAGGUGAUUAAACUUUGGAACAGUCAUGGUGCAUUAAGGUCAACAGCCUUCGAACUGCACGGCAAAUAUGAGGGUAUUUGGGAGCGUGUGGCCUAUGUGCGUGACUUAGCCAAAGAUGUCGAUUCGCUGACAUUUUGCUAUCAAAGUGAUUACAGUUCAAAGAGUUCCGAACAGCAAUCGAGUGAGAAAGUUUUUUUCUUUAAGACAGCACACAAAAUGCUCUCUAAUACCAACAGUAUUAAAUUGAUUAUACGUGCCACACAAAAAUGUCCCCCGGUCUUGCGUAAAGUGCAGGUUUGGGGCCUGCCAGCACGUUCACUAGAUAAGGCCGACAGGGAGUUAGUUAAGAGUAUAUGGAAUGAAAUAACCAAUCCCUAUGAUUAUGGUGGUAUGCGUCAGCGUGAUGAUGAUGCCGGACAAAGAUCACCUUCUAGGUCAAUACCGGAAUUAAAUAAAUAUUCAACACUUAAAAUACCGGAAGAGUUCCUAGAUGCUAUAACAUGGGAACUGAUGAUCUUUCCAACCGUUUUACCAUCCGGUAAAGUCGUUGAUCAAUCCACAAUCGAUAAACACUCCGAAGAAGAAGCAAAAUGGGGUCGUUUACCUUCGGAUCCCUUUACUGGUCUUGAAUUUACAACACAUCGUAAGGCUAUUUUGAAUUUAGCUCUUAAAGCACGCAUUGAAAAGUUCCUAAUGGAGAAUUCUGAACAUUUUAAAACUGUACCACGUUCUCUGGGCAGUUCUCGAGUACGCCGCAGCAAAAAUAGACAUGCCUCGCAAUUUGCUAGUCUCUGUCAUCAGCAUACACCCGGUGUUUAUUCAUCUCUAUCGAAAUCUUAUAAAACUACAGCCACAGCCACCCUGUCAUCCACAGAUGGUAAUAAUACUGAUAUUAUUGGGAGUGUUGGUUCAGCUUCAUCAUCAUUUGAUAUACCAGCUAAACGGGCUAGAUUAAUGGAGUCAACUGCUCUUGCAGCCUACACCACAACAACAGCCAGUAAAUCACGUUUAAAUAAGAAAUACGCUACCUCGGUCACAUCCUCCACAACCCUAACUUCCUGCUCUACUCCCCUGCUGUUGGCCUCAACAGCUACCCAAACUUCUGCCACAGCUACCGCAUCAUUCUCCAAAUGUUCCACUUUAAUCAGAGAAGCCAAUGCUGCCAACACCACAACUACCAGCACUUCUGCCACAGCAACUUCCACCUCCUCUGGCAUAGACCAGGCCAUACAACAAGCUUUACAGAAAAUUACACGAUUUUCACAAUUACCCCUAAAGCCUACACCACAGCCCGUGUCUUGUAUUAAAUGUCAGACCACAGAAUUUUCUUACGAAAUACAAACUUGUGGUCAUUUGGUGUGUCGUGAGUGUUUAGUCACACUUACACGUGAUGAAAAAUGCAUUUGUAGUGUAACAUUUCGUUCUGCGGAUGUGGAACGUUAUCAUAGAUUGUGAAUGAAUAACAAAAUGAAAAAUAAUUAAAUUUUAAAUAUAUUUUUUUGUUUUUGGUUAAAAGGUUCAUAUAACCAACAUUGAACCCAGACUAAACAUUUUAUAAAAUUUAUUUGCUUUUAUUAUUAGUCGUCAAUUUGUUUAAUCUAGUUUGUUUACAAAAGCAGGUUUACUUUUUUUCAAAUAUAUUAUUUUUUUUAAGUUUUAGUAAUUAGAUUCAUAUUAAGAUUGGCUAAGUUCAUGUUUAACUUAAUUUGAAACAUAAAUCAAAGUUUUAAUACUCAUUUUGUUUUUCCAAAACAAUGUUACAGUUUCAAAUUUAAUAAUUGACCAACAUGAAUAUUGAAUUAUAGUUGAGUUUCUUUUUUUUUUAGGAAAAUAUGCUGUUACUGAGUUUUUAGUUGGGGUUUUUUUUUUAAAGUUGAAAUUAUUUUUUUAUAGUAAAGUUAAUAACAAUUGUUUCUUAUUUUAUAAAAAUAAUAAUAAAUAUAGCUAAAUCAAAAAAAGUAAAGUUGGAAAUUGUUCUUAAUUAUUUGGCAUUAUAUUUAAAAAAAUUUGAAAAUAUCUUUGGCAAAUACAUACUCAGUUUAACAGUGUAUUUUUAUAUAAGUUUUUAACUUUAUAUUUAAACAAUUUAUCUCAUAUUCUACCACCGUGCAUUAAAGCAUAAAUAUUAAAUAUUAAUUUUUUGAAAUAAAUUUCAUUUAUAGCUUUAUUAAAUUAUUUAAAAAAAACCUUAUAAUUUGUUUUUUUUUUUAACACAAUACACUACAAUCAAGAGUGCAAAUUAUCAAUAUACAAAAUAUAAUUUUAUUGCUAAUUUUUUUAUUAGAUUUCAUUUCAAACUUUUUAUUAAUAAGCCGAAGAGUAAAUAAACCAACAAGAAAACCCUCAAAUAAAUGAAACGUAUGUUUCCUUAAAUCAACCACAAUUUAAUUAAUAAGUCAACAAAAAUAAUUUAAUAAAUUGCUAACAUAUAAACAAAGCAAGUUAUAAAAUAUAUCAUAUAUAUUUUUUCAUAAACAUAUUUUACA
Messenger RNA from Lucilia cuprina (Australian sheep blowfly), 2971 nucleotides. Its product is annotated as RING finger protein 37. Lineage: Eukaryota; Metazoa; Arthropoda; Insecta; Diptera; Calliphoridae. The coding region runs from base 294 to 1940 and encodes 548 amino acids. Gene Ontology annotation, molecular function: ubiquitin-ubiquitin ligase activity; ubiquitin protein ligase binding. The record is from RefSeq and is a predicted model, not a curated record. Gene Ontology annotation, biological process: protein polyubiquitination. The transcript has 2 exons. Gene Ontology annotation, cellular component: nucleus.